This is a messenger RNA of Malaclemys terrapin pileata, 2837 nucleotides long. It is a transcript of the gene PGCKA1, whose product is annotated as chromosome 5 C4orf19 homolog. The transcript has 4 exons. Bases 333 to 1364 code for a protein of 343 amino acids. The record is from RefSeq and is a predicted model, not a curated record. Lineage: Eukaryota; Metazoa; Chordata; Testudines; Emydidae.
CAAGGUGCUGAGCACCUCCUGCCAGAUGCAGAGCACCCACAAUUCCCAUCAACCUCUGCGAGACCUAAGGGCACUCAGUACCUCACAGGAGGCACUCAGCACCAAGCAGGACCAGGCCCUAAGUACUCAGCAGUAACUCACACACGCAGCCUUGGACAUUAGAGCCUGUUUUAUAGAGAGAAGGAAUGCUGGCCAGGAUAAGAGAGAAAGCUGGAAAGAGGGAGCAGCAUUGCAAGAGCACAGCACUCUCAGAUGUCACCACUCAGCCAGAUGUUAAAAUCAUGAUCAGUCAACUCUCAUUGGCUAUUUGAUGUUAACAACAAGUAAUCCAGAUGGGGUGCAGGUGCUGUAAAAUGAUACAAAGCUAUAUCUUUGCUCCAGAAGAUGUACAAUCCUCAAGAUACCCCAAUGAAGUAAACAGUUACAAACCAGACAAGCAAGACAGCAAUAAAUUCAAAGGCGAUCAGAACAGUGAAACUCCGGUGCAUAAAAAUGAACUGCAAAAUGAUGAAUUAAAGAGAACAGAAAAUAAAAACAAGUUCAAUAGCACAAAAGAGGCCUUCCGGAACCACAGAGGAACUGCUCUUGGCGAGGAAGGGCUAGGAAACUGUGUUGGAAAGUUUGACAAUGCUCACAGUGGUGUCAAUUCCUGUAGUGGUACGCAUCCCCUUCCUAAUCACAACACAAACCGAACCAAAGAAACCAUCACACAUGGAAAUUCCAGCCAGUCAGCAAGUUCUUCUUUAUCCAACAGGACAAGAGACCUCUGCACCAGUGGACUCUCUUUACCAAAUGAAUCUGGCAAAGAAUGUGACCCAGAAACAGGCGAUCACAAAAAGCCGGAGUCAGAAGAGCCAGAAUGUUCUCUAGAUGAGAACUCACAGUCUGCAGGAGAAAACAGCUCUCUCACAGAAAGUGCAAUACUGGACACACAAAACGAUGCCAUCCAAUUACCAGACCUGGAUUACCUCCCACAUGGUAGCCAAACCAGAAUCUAUCAUGCUCCUGAAAAGGAUAGUUUUUCAGACAAUUACACACAUUCAGACCAAAAUGCAGAGUCUAUAGUGAUAAAUAAGGGUGAGGACCCUGGCCUAAGCCUGCCUUUGCACAUGAAGGAAAAUUAUGAUUCAGUGGAGGAAGCUCUUAAAACUGAGUCUGUAAAUGUGUGUGUCAAAGAGGACAUGCCUGAUGGUAUUGCAUCUGAGGGCCUCAUAACAAAAGCACAAGAGGAAGAGCACAUUAACCAUAAAGAAAUUAAUGGAAAAAUUGAGGAGGAGGAGGAGGACGCAGAGGUGGCAGAAGCUCUUGCAGCGCUGGAAGCUGCAACUGCAGGGGAAGAUUAUGAAGAGGAUGAGGAGUAUUAGAUGGAGAGUUCUUUCUUUCUAACACAUUCAUAGUAAACUUAGUUCUGGAGCUGUGUGAAACACUAUUGAAUGCAUGUGUUGUACAGAACAGACAAUUAUUGUAUAAAGCACAAAAACAAAAGGAGCUGGGACUAGAAUGUUGAUCAUUUUAGCUGCUAAAACACAGUCCUUUACCACCUGAACUGAAGAACUCCCUUGGCUUCUGGUAAUAAUAAGGCCCAUCUCUUUCCCAUAGGCCACAAACAAGGGCGUAGCAUCACUCACACAAAGCCAGCACGUUACAAUAUAGUUCACGUGAAGGUUUUCUUCAGUUGACUCAAGGGCUUGCACACACACUUCAAGUUUCAGGUUCAAAUGAAUCUCAAAGCACAACUAUAAAAACCAGAGUUUCUCCAUUUCCGGAACAAACCGUACAGAACCACAGAAUUGAAUUAUUUAAGUGUAAAAAUAUACAACUGACCCUAGGUUCAGAAAACCUUUCAGAAAACUUGACCUGGGAUUCUAGUUUGUUGCAAAGCAUGAAACCAGGCAAGUUUCACAUGGUUUGGGUUUCACUGUGACUGCAUCUCACAGCUCUGCUAAUUUCUUAGUCACAAUCUCUUGACUCACACAUUGUUUACAAAUGGAUUUUGCCUCAGAGCCUCCCAGAAGAAGCAAAACCCAUUUGUAAAAAAAAAAAAAAAAAAACAGUGAGGGCUAAAUUCAUCCUGGUGUAACUGGACAGCAGUCCCUAGACUUACAGCAGGGAGACAACUGGCCCUGAAUCAAGUACCUACACUUUAGAACUUUUGAAUCUCUACUUUCAGAAAUGUUUACCCUUUCUGGAUAAUUUCAAAUUUUUAAUUUUUGGUUAGUAUGUUAAACUUCCUCUUGUACAAUUUCUGGUUGGAAGCCUAGGAGAUAUGGAAAAUAAACACUUCAUGUUUAAAGUCACCAAAUGUUGGACGCUGUCGAAUGGCUGAAACAGAAAAUGUGCUCCAAGUUUUAUAUUGAGAAUUGGUGGCUCCUGAAUUGAUUAUAAACUGUUAAUAAAAUAAUUGUUUUAAAAUUUAAAGAACCAUUAUCUGUUGACUUUUAUACUUUGUUAGGUUUCUAAAUUAUGCAACAAUUGCUAAGAAAUAAACUUUCAAAGAAACUUAAUAUAAAGCCCAUCCUCAAUUAAUGUGUGUGAAAAUUACCAACCGUUAUGUCCCCUUUGCCUGUGCAAUAUAUGGUAUUUGCCGCCAGUCUAUAUGCCAACAGUCUAUUCAAGUGAGGAAAUGACAGUGGUACUAUGCCAUUGUAAUUCUGCUAAUUUUAGUUGCUGGAUCAGAAUUCUGAAGGUAGAGCUCGUAUCUGAUCUAUACUAAGACCUUUAACCUGUAGUCUUUACUUAGACCUAAACUAUACUGAAAAUUUAGGUUGACAUAGAUACUUUGGUAAGGUGUGUGAAAAAACACACCCCUAACUGACCUAGCUAUGCUUACCUAACUC